Messenger RNA from Mangifera indica (mango), 1437 nucleotides. RefSeq names its product tRNA (guanosine(18)-2'-O)-methyltransferase. The coding region runs from base 49 to 1146 and encodes 365 amino acids. The transcript is spliced from 6 exons. Gene Ontology annotation, molecular function: RNA binding. The record is from RefSeq and is a predicted model, not a curated record. NCBI's taxonomy places the organism in Eukaryota, Viridiplantae, Streptophyta, Magnoliopsida, Sapindales, Anacardiaceae. Gene Ontology annotation, biological process: tRNA guanine ribose methylation.
CCCCAAACCAAAACCCUAUCCGCUCUAGUUUGGCGCCAAACCACAGAAAUGAGCUCCUGCAAAACCCUAAUCCGAACAUCCCUCUCCUCCGUCGACUCGAAAGUCAACUCAUUUUCCGCAAUUCAGUUCUUACCUUCCCUCUCGCUUCGUCCCACAAAACAAGGACUCAGUUACCCGUUCGUGCGUACGAGAAAUUAUGGUACUGUUCAAGCCGCGAUUUCAGUAGAAACCAGUGAUAGUAAUACUACCAACACUUUUUCGCUGACCGAACAACACAAUGACGACGAGACUGACUCGUCAUCAUCUAAGGACACCGUGGAGAAGUUACUUACGAACAAAGAUGACCUGACACAGUUGAUGAAAAUGGAACGGCGGCCGAUGGCCUUGAGCGGAAGAGGUGGUGGGACUAGGCGGUGGUUCCCGUACUUGGAUAAGUUUAAGUGUGGAGAGGUGUGGUUGAAUAGCAGUGAGGUUGUGGAGGCUGUGGGGCCGUACUUGAUGGCGGAGAGGAAGGACAGGUUUGUGAAUGUGGUGAAGAAUAGGAGUUAUUCUGUGUGUUUGGUGGUAGAAGGGCUCAGUGAUUUUGGGAAUGUUUCGGCUGCGUUUCGGUCAGCUGAUGCUCUGGGAGUGCAGUCUGUUCAUGUCGUGUCAUGUGACAGCUCGAAAAGAUAUAGAGAAAAUCGCCAUGUUAGUAUGGGCGCAGAGAAAUGGUUGGACAUUGAACUUUGGGACUCUCCUAAAGAGUGUUUUGAAGUCUUAAGAUCUCGUGGUUAUCGAAUUGCCACAACGCAUGUUGGAAUGGAUGCGGUUUCCAUUCAUGACAUGGAUUGGUCGUACCCGACUGCAAUAGUAGUGGGGAACGAAAGUAGGGGAAUAAGUGAUGAGGCCCUGGAGCUGUCAGAUUUGCACUGCAGUAUUCCAAUGAAAGGCAUGGUGGACUCUUUUAACGUGUCAGUUGCUGCAGGCAUCCUCAUGCAUCAUGCUGUUUGUGACAGAGCUUCUCGCCUGGGUUGUCAUGGCGAUCUGACAUCGGAAGAAAAACAAAUCUUGCUGGCAGAGUUCUUACUGCGUCACAGUAAGAGCUCUGUAAGCAUAGCGCAUGAGUUUGCCAAGAAGGCGGCAAAUCUACACCUCCCAAGAAUGUGACAUGGAACAUUCCUAAAUUUUGACUCAAAAUUCCUCUGGAAAAUGACUGCAACAAUGCAUAAACCAAGAAAGCCAAAACAACCAUGGAAGCAUUUGAUCAAGAUUGAGAGUUAUAUAAUCUGUUUCAGUAAAGCUAAAGAAAGAGCCCAAUUCUCGAGCUCAAAUCGGCUUCCAUGGCCGUUGUACAAGGAAUUAUGAUCUUCAGCCUGAAUUUUCUAUUUUCAGAAACAUUCUAAAACUUCUAUUUUACUGGCUAAUCUUAAAUAAAAAUUGCAUUUCUGCUGGUGUCAA